Messenger RNA from Bacidia gigantensis, 561 nucleotides. RefSeq lists its product as uncharacterized. NCBI's taxonomy places the organism in Eukaryota, Fungi, Ascomycota, Lecanoromycetes, Lecanorales, Ramalinaceae. Bases 1 to 561 code for a protein of 186 amino acids. The transcript is spliced from 2 exons. The record is from RefSeq and is a predicted model, not a curated record.
AUGUCCAACCCACCACCACCUCCUGGCCCUCCGCCCAACCGUCCCCUUCCACCAAUCCCCAACCCAAAACCAAACCCCAACCCGCAGCCCAAGACUCAGGCUUGUCCGGAAGAUGAAACAACCCUCGCCAGCACCAUUGACUCCAGGGGUGACCACCGGCCUCACCAAUUCAAAGACAAGAGAUAUAUCUCAUUACCGCUGCGGCCUCGUCACACUAAUGCCACACCUGCUCCCACCACUACCAGUCUCGUCAAUUCCCUCAACGGCACUAAUGUAGAUGAAACACCACCGAUAUCUCCUCCGCCCAAACCGGUACCAAGGCCAGGGCCUCCACCAAAGCCGCGGCCGGAACUCGACAUCGCUAAUGGUGAUAGCGAGAAGGGAUUGAGGGAUGACGAAAAAGAGACACGCUUGCCAAGUCGAUCCCGACCGGAACUCGACAUCGCUAAUGGUGAUAGCGAGAAGGGAUUGAGGGAUGACGAAAAAGAGACACGCUUGCCAAGUCGAUCCCGACCGGACCUCGAUGUUACCGUAGCCCAAGGCCUUGACAAGAGCCGAUAG